GGGCUUGACAAUAACUAGGUACCUUAGUUACAGACGGCUUGAAACUCGGACCCUUCAGGCGAGAGACAGACGCCAUUAGACCCUUUUUUUUAUUUAGUCAAGGAUGCACUUUCGCAUUUCUUGCCCUAUGAAUCAUUCUUGAUCUCUAGGCCAACACGAUAUGGCACUCCGGCGCCCGCAUCGCAAGUCUCGACACGGCUGCCUAGAAUGUAAGCACCGACGGGUGAAAUGCGACGAGCUGCGGCCUGUUUGCUCCAAUUGCGCGAAGCGCAUGUCGCAGUGCAAGUAUGAUUCUGCGACUUCUCUGCUUUGGACCAACGAUGAAUUGCGCCCUCGUCCCCGACCGAACCAGUCGGGCUCUGAAGGGCCUCGGGAGGCUGAAUCCACCUUCUCAACGACUGCCAAUUCGCUCCGCAUCCUGGGCAAAUUGAACGGUGAUGAUAAGCCUCAGUCAGUGGCGCGUCUCAAUCUAAGUGACCUGGAACUGAUGAUGCAUUGGUGCAAUUCAACCUAUAAGGCACUUUCGCGCAUCGGAAAAACGGACGUGAUCUGGCAGGCCCGUGUUCCCGAGGAAGCUUUAUCCCACCCUUUUCUCAUGCAUGGCUUAUUAGCAUUGUCAGCCAUCCAUCUAGCACGAACAAGAGACGAGGUCAAACGCGCAGCAUACGUGAGCAUCGCUGUAGCACAUGAGCAUCAGGCUCUGGCUUUUUUUCGCGAGCAAUUGAGCGACAUUAACGCAUCAAAUGCUAAAGCAAUGUUCGCCUUCGCUAGCGUUGUCGUGGUCUACACCUUCGGAUUUCUUCAUCCUUCCCAUGCCCCGGGAACGGACGAUCCAUGGGCCUGCAUCAAUGGCAUUCUGCAGGUAUUUACAUUGGCGCGCGGCGUGCAACAGAUCCUAGACAAGGCUACAUCAACUAUACGAAACAGUGAUUGGGCCGCUCUCUUUCAACUAGAUGACUAUGAUGAUGUUCUUCCGGAGGACGAGCGGUUGGCCCUGGACCGACUGCAUGAGGUGAAUCAAGUCUGCAAAGGCCAGGAUCCAGCUCAUGAUUUGACCACCUAUGAGCAUGCAAUCGAGAAUCUGGCGGACCUCAUGGCAGCCGCGCAUCAGGGUGUAACGUCCGUGAGACAGGCGUGCAGAUGGGCGAUGAGAUUAAGGACCGAAUUCUUACAACUGCUUCAGGAACACCAACCACUAGCACUUGUUGUCGUGGCUUAUUACUGUGCAAUUCUCCAUCGCCUUCGGGAUGUAUGGUUCGUUGACGACUGGGGCAUCCGGGUCCUGAAAGCGAUCUGGCAGGUCUUGGAUGAUCAGUGGCGACCGUUGCUCGAUCAACCCAUGGUAGGCACGCUUGGAGACAAGUCUGUUUGAGCUUCGUCUUAGCGAGGAUUCAGCCGCCGGCACAAUUGGUGGGCCCGAGAUCUGGAUCUUCAGCCUUACUGUUGCCGUCAGUGCUCUUGUAUCAAAGAAUCACGCCUGUUAGAAAUGAGGAUCACUUCACGGAAACCGGCAGUCACAGUACCUAUAUU
Messenger RNA from Aspergillus saccharolyticus JOP 1030-1, 1530 nucleotides. RefSeq lists its product as uncharacterized. Gene Ontology annotation, biological process: regulation of transcription by RNA polymerase II. The transcript has a single exon. The record is from RefSeq and is a predicted model, not a curated record. Lineage: Eukaryota; Fungi; Ascomycota; Eurotiomycetes; Eurotiales; Aspergillaceae. Gene Ontology annotation, molecular function: DNA-binding transcription activator activity, RNA polymerase II-specific; zinc ion binding. The coding region runs from base 161 to 1372 and encodes 403 amino acids.